AUGUCCGCGUUGCGUCGACCGAUUCGAAACCCUUUCAUCGCUACGUGUCUCGUACUCCUAUCCGUUCUGACUUUCUGGAAACUGAGCUCGAAUGUUCCCGAUAAACUUUAUGGCGGCAUCGCUCUUAACGAAGGCCCGUUCGACAAGGCCCUAGUCAUCGCUUCCAUGAAGCAUGAGAAUACGUCUUGGUUCUACGAUGAGCUUCCAGAGUGGCGCAAAUAUGUCUAUGUGGUGGACGAUCCAACCGCCGAGCUCACGGUGCCGUUGAACAAGGGUCGUGAAUCGAUGGUGUAUCUUUCCUUCAUCAUCGACAACUACCACAAAUUGCCAGCGAACAUUCUCUUUCUCCACGCGGAGAGAUACCAAUGGCACAACGACGAUCCCGACUAUGACGGUCUGUCGAUCCUGCGAAAGUUUCGCUUUUCCUACCUACAGGAAAAAGGGUAUCUCAACCUGCGCUGUAUGCAGUAG
Messenger RNA from Alternaria conjuncta, 471 nucleotides. RefSeq lists its product as uncharacterized. The record is from RefSeq and is a predicted model, not a curated record. Lineage: Eukaryota; Fungi; Ascomycota; Dothideomycetes; Pleosporales; Pleosporaceae. The coding region runs from base 1 to 471 and encodes 156 amino acids. The transcript has 3 exons.